CUCCAGUAUAGUUUCUAAGCUUCUUUUGCUUAUGAAUAAUAUUCUUCCAUCUUAAUUUUAUCAUGGUAUCAGAGCCGAAAUCCUGAAAACAAGUUCUUCUUUCACAAACAUUCCCAUAUUUUUUUUCUCUUUGUAACCCAUGGCGCCGGUUGAUGUUGAAACCAAGGCUAUUGGCAGUGAGUCUGGCGAUUUAGUCAUAGACUCAAUGUCACCUUAUUUUAUUCAGUCCGGGGAUAAACCCGGAGAUGUGUAUGUCACAACGAUUCUUCGCGACGGAAACUAUGGUGAUUGGCUCGAUGAGAUGAGCAACGCCCUUUAUGCCAAAAAUAAAAUUGGCUUCGUGAAUGGUGAUCUUCCGAUGCCGAAGGCCGAUUCACCAUAUUUCCCAUAUUGGCAACGAGCAAAUGCCAUGGUCAAAGCUUGGUUGAAUAGCAGCAUGGAGGUUGAUCUUAGACAAAGUGUAAAGUUCAAAACUGCUCGUGAGAUUUGGACUGAUUUACAAGAAAGAUUUGAAAAGGAGAGUGCUCCACGGGCAUAUGAACUCCGAUGUUCUCUUAGCACCAUCAAACAAGAUGGCCAAUCAAUUUCCGCUUAUUUCAGCCGGUUGCGCCGAGUAUGGGAUGAGAUGGUGUCCAUCAACACUCAACCUAAUUGUACUUGCGGUAAAUGUUCCUGCAAUAUUUCCAAGCAGAUAACUGAAUCUCGUGAUAGAGAUCGUCUUUAUGAUUUUCUGAUGGGUCUAGAUGACAUCUAUGAGCAUCUCAAAAAUCAAAUUCUGGCCACAAGACCGAUCCCAGCACUCACCUCUGCUUAUCAUCUGAUUUCAGAGAGUGAGUUACACCGGUCGAUUUCAUCAAUCCGGAAACCAAAUAUGGAUGGUGCUGCAUUUUACACGCAAACCAAGAAGGAAAUUUCUCAUAUUAGACGUCCAAAAGAAGGCCGAUCUUGCUCGCACUGUGGAAAAACAAAUCACUCUUAUGAUAUGUGUUUUGAGCGCAUUGGCUACCCAUCCCACUGGAAUAUUAAAACUAUGGAAAACAAAGUGGGUGGAGGAACCCAUGCUCAUCAUCAUGAUUCACGUAACAUACGUGAUAUGGGAGGCAGAGAGAAACAUCUACAGGGAAAUAACAAUUAUCGCAGGCACCCUCCAAGUGUGGCACACGUGGAUAGUAAAAAUAAAAUUGAUGUUGGAGUCUCUGAUGAGCAAUUGCAAAAAAUAGCCCAAAUUUUGCAGACUCAGCUACUGGACAAAUCACGUGCAUCCACUUCUGAGAGUCAGAUAAAUAUGACAGGACUUACCCUCGAGGAAGCUGAUUGGGGUGGGCAAAUGUCGUGAUGGUCUCUAUUAUUUAGAGUCACCAGAAAAUAAGGGAGUGGCAAUGUCAGUUUCUAUUAAUCUUGAUUUGUGGCAUCAGCGGCUGGGACAUGCUUCAGAUCAAAGGUUACAUAAUAUUGCUAGUCUCCAAGGGUCAAAGCGAUUUAACAACUUCUGUGACUCCUGCAUACGAGCAAAGCAGACUCGUCUACCUUUUCCAGUCAGUAUCAUUAAGACAACUUGUUGUUUCGAAUUAAUACAUUGUGAUAUUUGGGGUGGCUAUAAGUGUGAUUCUAUUACCGGGGCACGUUAUUUCUUGACCAUAGUUGAUGAUUUCACAAGAGCUGUUUGGGUCUAUUUAAUAAAAAAUAAAUCUGAGGUUCCCCAAGUACUGAUUCAGUUUUUUAAAAUGGUUGAUACCCAAUUUGAAAAACGAAUUAAACGAAUACGAG
This is a messenger RNA of Cuscuta epithymum, 1767 nucleotides long. The record is from the annotation of a GenBank genome assembly. NCBI's taxonomy places the organism in Eukaryota, Viridiplantae, Streptophyta, Magnoliopsida, Solanales, Convolvulaceae.